AUGUCACUACGGCUCAAGAACAGAAGCAGUAGCAGGUCACAGCUGCCAGCUCAGGAUGUUGAACCGACCUGGAAAGUUAUCAUCACAACAUCCACGGAAGUCGAUGUCUGGGACGGCAUAAACACCAAGUAUGACACGGUGUUUAAAUCCGGGACCGAAGGCAUUGUCGCUGCUAGGCUGGCUAAGGAUGGGAACGUCCUCGCUGUGGCUGGAUCUCUGGUUGUCGUUUUACAUAGGAUCGAACAAGGACAGCCGAAUUCCUACAGACUCAGAGGAACUGAUUCCACUCGCCUGCUCGAGUAUGCUGCCGAUGGCAAAAACCUCUUUUUGAAUAUUAUACUCCGAAAUGCUAUUCAAACAUACAAUAUUCGUGAUGAUAAAUUCUCGGAGAUCCUCAAACCGCAUCCCUCACCAGUCACCACGUUUGCAACAUCCUUUGAUUCAGCUCUUGUGCUCUCUGCAUCUAAGGACCCACCAACUCUUCAUUUGGACAACCUGAGUCUUAGAACGACCUACCAUCUGAAGCCGCAGGCCUCGAACCAGAAAGCCAUCCUAGCGUCUUUUCAUCCUACGAAGAAGAACAUCUUUUUAAUCUCAUUCGCCGAUGGUGUUUUAGCUGCGUACGAUUACGCAAAGACUGCAAAAACUGGACAACAUAUCCAUGCAUUUGGCCAUUUGCAUGAUGCGAUGAUGGGCGGAAAGGGACUGACAGCUGCAGAGUUUAUCCCAUGCCCUCAAGCCAGAGCUGUAUCAGUUGGUGAAGAUGGGAAAUGCAUAAUUCUCGAUUUCGAGAAGAAGACCGUUGUUAGCAGUUUCAAAAUCGGGGCACCAGCUACAUGCCUUGCCAUCAGGUCUGAAGAUGGGAAGAAAGGCACCAAAUGGUUAGCUGCUAUUGGAACUUUUCACGGGUGGUGCUACAUCUAUGACCAAGAUGGAAAUCGGUUACACGAAAUCCAAGUGGAACGGGAAAACAGGGUCCGCGAAGUUAGGUGGAAGCUAGGGGAUGUCAAAUUACCUGCUACCACUAUUGAAUCUACCCCUUCUAGUAUGCCCACUCGCAGGGCCAACGGUUCGGUACCCCUUCCUGCUAGCCGCGCGCCACUCCAAUCAAAAUUUAAGCAGACUCUGCCAACAGCGAAAGAGGAAGAACCCAUCGUUGCUGCAGAAAAGCCAGCGGCGCCAAUCGAAUUUCCUCCUUCAUCGCCCGUGACUCGGGUUCCUCCCAACCCAAACAAGCCUCUCCCGAAAGCUCCACCCGGAGCCGAGAAGGAAGACUCAUGGGAAGAUGUUGAAGAAACGUUUGAGGAACAGAAACCCGCAUGGGAGGAUCUUCAAAAAGGGUUCACCACGGAUUACAUGAGUAUAUUUUCACCAGUCAAGACUGAGCCAUUAAAGAAUUCCCCUAGGAGGAGAAGUGCAAGAUUGAGUAUUCGAUCUGUUCAACAUUCCCCGGACAAGGAGCAAGGCGACAAGAUUGACAAAUUGAUCCGACAAGAUGAGGAGGGAUUGUUGAGACCGAGUGUUUCGUCCCCAACCUUGGCCAUCGCGAAGCCGAGAACCCCUGGGAAGAAGGUUGUUGCUCCAGGGGAAGUAAAAUCCGUUCAACGAGCAAUGACGGAAUUACCGAAACAAAAGGGCUCGAGAAAGGAACAAGUCAGAAGAGAGCUUGAUCAGGAAUUCAAACAGCAGAAACUACCACCGCCACCGCCACCAAUGAGGCCAGCCCCGGAACCAGCUCCACAAGCAGAAGAAGUCAAUGAGUUAAAGCCCGCUGUACCCUUGAAAGACGAGGCAAGACCAGAGCCUCCCAAGAGUCGGGAUUUUGCGCCCCCUUCUACACUACCUACAGGGCCUCCCCUUCCUUCGACUGAUAGCAAAGCGGUUGAAGAUUUCCGGAAGGUUCGGGCUAAACUAGAGUCUGGACACGGACACCCAGUCUUAUCCUUGUUUUCGUCACACCUUCCUAAUCAAAAGUCUAAGAAUGAUGCUAGUGUUCCUGAAAGUGUGGAGGGUAAGGAGAACUCUACAAGCAGCAAAGCAGAUGCGAAGGCGGAGAGAAGAAGGGCUAAGCUGGAAGAAAAGGAGCGAAGGAAGUCUGAGAAAGAAGAAAAGAAACGAAAGAAGAAAGAAGGGAGUUUCCCACCCGUCUCGGAUCUCGUAUUUGAGGAUGAAGAUAUGGAAAUCGAUGGCCCACCGUAUCUUGACCUUCCGACGUUGUCACCAAAAGGUGGUAGUGCUAAACGAAAGGCGGCAGAUGAUCCUUAUGAAGCUACUAGGGAGGAGACCUCUCGAAAUGCGCCUAGAUUGGCCUCCAAGGGCAAGGGGAAGCAGAAGUCACCAGUCCCAGAAGAUAUUUGGAUGCCAGAGGAAGUUCGUAAACCACAUAAACGUGUCAAUGUUGGGGGCAGUUCCCCAAAUAUGAGGAGUAGUGGACUAGCUAUGUCCGCCACCAGCACACAAAAUGGGAUGAUGAGCAUUCACGAUAUGAUCGCCGAUUUGAAGACUUCAUUCAACCAAGAAAUGGGGGCUCUAAAGACCGAGAUGAAAAAUAAAUUUAAGCAGCAGGAUGAGUUUUUGGAAGGGUUGAUUAAGGGCGAGAGAGGAGAAGUGAAAUUUUUGAGGGAUGAAAAUGAGAGAUUGAGGGCUCAGAUCCGAGAGCUGACAGAGAAGUAG
This is a messenger RNA of Orbilia oligospora ATCC 24927, 2673 nucleotides long. RefSeq lists its product as uncharacterized. Lineage: Eukaryota; Fungi; Ascomycota; Orbiliomycetes; Orbiliales; Orbiliaceae. The record is from RefSeq and is a predicted model, not a curated record. Bases 1 to 2673 code for a protein of 890 amino acids. The transcript is spliced from 3 exons. Gene Ontology annotation, molecular function: protein binding.